ACUUGAAAUUUUACUCUACAAACUUGAGGAAAAUCAAAGUUGGAUCAACAAGAAGACACAAAACAAAGAUCUAAACUUGAAGAACAAAAGGAAGCACUAACAGCAUGGAUGAACGCGAAUUUCAACGCCUUCUUCUCCUCUUCCCUGUCAUCCGAACACCCGAUUACUGUCAAGCCGACGCAGAAUCUUCAGGUCAAUCUACCUCACAGGCAGAAAAGAAUGAGGAGGCACUAGAGUGGCAAGAUGCUUGGAGUGAGCAAGAAACCAAUAACCAAGAUGUCUUCUGGGAUAAGUUAAAAUCUACAGCAGGAAAAAAGGUUGGCUCGGGUGAGGCAGAGAAGUUCUGCAACGCGUUCCAGAAAAUUUACCAGAAACUUGUGCAUGAAGAGCUAAGCAGAGAGACGAUGGAAAGCUUCUUAAACUCAUCUGAAUCUGUUAACUGAUUCAAUUUUUCCGGUUUUGCACGUUUUUCCAAUUAACAUGAAGCAAUUGCCUAGAUUUUAAGAUGAUGCAUCAACAAUGUAUGUAACUCCAUUUAUGUUAUGUUGAUUCACGACGAAAAAUUGUUGCUAAUACAAGACUAUGUAAUGUAAGCGACUUUUAAGGGUUUGUACUAGAAAUUUUAAGUUACUAUGGAGUACUUAACCUGUA
Messenger RNA from Spinacia oleracea (spinach), 651 nucleotides. RefSeq lists its product as uncharacterized. Bases 105 to 443 code for a protein of 112 amino acids. The transcript is spliced from 6 exons. The record is from RefSeq and is a predicted model, not a curated record. NCBI's taxonomy places the organism in Eukaryota, Viridiplantae, Streptophyta, Magnoliopsida, Caryophyllales, Amaranthaceae.